Messenger RNA from Dromiciops gliroides (monito del monte), 2797 nucleotides. It is a transcript of the gene FOXS1, whose product is annotated as forkhead box S1. Gene Ontology annotation, molecular function: DNA-binding transcription factor activity, RNA polymerase II-specific; RNA polymerase II cis-regulatory region sequence-specific DNA binding. The record is from RefSeq and is a predicted model, not a curated record. The transcript has a single exon. Lineage: Eukaryota; Metazoa; Chordata; Mammalia; Microbiotheria; Microbiotheriidae. Gene Ontology annotation, biological process: anatomical structure morphogenesis; regulation of transcription by RNA polymerase II; cell differentiation. The coding region runs from base 830 to 2110 and encodes 426 amino acids.
UGUUCUCCCCUCUCUGCCCUCACCCCUCCCUCCCUUUCCCCACAACCCUUAUUCUUUCUUCCUUCCCAACAGCUCCCUCCCCCAGAGGUCCCUCCAUUUUUUUGUACUCCCCCCCAACUAUUCUCCCUUCAUUUUCACACUCUGGCCUUCUCCCCACGAGGGAGAAGAAUCAUUUGGCCCUUGUUUGAAAAGGGGAAAAGAUGGGGUAUGAAAGGGAGAGUGUGGUGACUAGGGAAGAAAUAUAAAGAGAAGGGAGAUGGUGAGAGGGGGUAGAGAAAAGGAAGAGGAGAAGGAAGAAGGCAAGAGAGAAAAGAAGGGAGAUGAAUGGAGGAGGGGGAGAUGAUGUGGGGAAAGACGAGAAGGGAAAUAGGAGAGCUGUGAGCAGAGCAAAGAUUUGAUGGGGAGAAAAGUGCAGAGACAUAUAUGGAGGAGGAGGAGAGGCUGUAAGAGAGUCCGAGGAAGUCGAGAGGAGAGAAGAUGAGAAGGCAGUUAGGAAUCUCUAGUCCGACUUUCCAUUUCUUUUCCAGUUCUGCCCAGCCAACCCAGCCUCUGCCUCAUCCUCCUGUCCUCCUUCCCCUGGGACCCUCAGCGCUGAAGCCUGUGGGGGCUGGGCCAAAGCUUGGCGCCUCCCCAGGCCCCCAUGGGCAGGGCUGCCUCCAACCGGGACUGGCAGAUGGGUGGGAAAGGGGUGGGGGUAGAGAGGCCUGAUCCCUCCCAUCUAGCCUUUCCAGGCCACAGGGGCUGGGCUGGGCUGGCCGAGGGCUUUUAACCAGCUGGAGGAGGCUCCUGACCGGCUUUUGGCGGUGAAGGCCUCUGGGAAAGGAAAGACAUGCAGCCUGACUGUCCCACUCCGCGGGGGCCUGGGAAUGGCCAGGGCCAGGAUUCAGUUCCCAGCCGGCAAGGCCAGGACCCAGGUCCCAGCCGCCCCGGGGAGCUAGCCAAGCCCCCGUACAGCUACAUCGCUCUCAUCACCAUGGCCAUCCAGAGCUCCCCGGGCCAGAGGGCCACGCUCAGUGCCAUCUACCACUACAUCAUGGGCCGCUUUGCCUUCUAUAGAGACAACCGGCCCGGCUGGCAGAACAGCAUCCGCCACAACCUGUCCCUCAACGAGUGCUUUGUUAAGGUGCCCCGAGAUGACCGCAGACCUGGCAAGGGCAGCUAUUGGACCCUGGACCCCGACAGCUACAACAUGUUUGAGAAUGGCAGCUUCCUGCGGCGGAGGCGCCGCUUCACUCGCAAGAGGGGAUCUGAGCCCGAGACUGAGACACAGAGGAAGGCCAAGAGCAGGGCCCGAGGUGGGACAGGCCGUGGGGUCUAUCGGGCCUCUGGGAUGCCAGACCCUCGCAGCGAUGUCCCAGAGCGGGAGGGUGCCUCUGGCCAGGCCAAGGCUACCACUGGACCAUGCCUGGCCCCACCACUGGAGCUGCCUGAGACCCAGGGCCUAUGCCACACUAAUCCAGAGACAUCACCCAAUGAGAGCCUCUUUGGGGGACUGGCAGAUGCCCUCCCUACAACCCCGGCUGGUCUGUACCUUUCCACUUCUGAGCCACUGGCCCUGCCAGCUUCACAGAUGCUGAUGGACCUCAAGGAGCCUCCUGAGCCAGCCGGGUCUCCUGGACAGAGGGUGGACCCUCGAGAGCUGCCACCCUCCUCCUCCUCCUCCACCUCCUCCUCCUCCUCCUCUUCCUCUUCUGCCUCUCCAUGCCCAGCAUUCAGCCUGCCCCCAGUCUUCCCUGCCCCUCAGGGCCCUCAGCCCUCCCCAGCCCGAUUCCCUGAGGGUGAGGCCUAUGGCAAGGCAGGGCUGCCCAUCUUUGGUAACUUUGGUGGGGCUGAAGCUCUGGGUGGCAGCUACCAGUGCCGCGUGCAAGCCCUGAGCUUCUGCAUGGACGAGCGGGGCUGUGGCCCGGCCCUGGAUCAUUUGCUCGCACCCACUCCAGCUUCCCCAGCUACCCCCACUCAGUCACCUCCCUUCCAAUCCCCACUACCCCUUCGGGGGAACCAGAAGGAGCCCUGGACUGGGGGGCCUUUCCCACUCCAGGGAGGAGGAAGCUACCAGCUAGGGCUACCCCACUGCCUCUAUCGGACCCCAGGCAUGUUCUUCUUUGAAUGAAGUUUUCCUUCUGGUCCUCUGCUUCUUCCCUUGUACAGUCAGACGGGCUCUCCCACCGCUUCAUGCAAGGACAUGCUAAAGAAUGGACUCUAACCUUUGGGCUGGAGCCAUUUGAUACUCUCCAGGGGCAGAUACCCUGCUCAGUCCAUCCCCAGCACACCGAGUCUCUGAGAGAGAGGGGGCCAGGGAUGGCAGAGGGUAGGGCUCUCCCCUCAGUGAAUCCAGGGGCCAGAAAAGUCUAAGCCAGGGAGAGGGAUGGUUCCCAAAGUCAGAUGAAAAACUAAGGAUUAAAUCACAGACUAUGAGAGCUGGAAGGGACUUCAGAGGUCAUCUAAUCACUUUACAAAGGAGGAAACAGAGGGACCCAAAGGAGGAAAAUGACUUGUCUAAGGUCAUACAGCUAGUAGUUUGUAGAGCCAGGCCCGAACCCAGGUCAUCUGACUCUUAAUCCCAAACUCUUCCCACUACUGAACAGGACUGAAGAGGCAGCAGAAGCAGGAGGUCUUCAUCUUCCUUGAAUGACACAGGGCUCUGCCUGACCAGGAUCCCAGAGCUCGGUGUAGCAACCUCAUGCCCUGGCUCCUCCAUGGACAAACUUGGGGAGUGUGGGGAAGGAGGUGUGAGACUGGACCUAUGUCAGAUUUUAUUGACACUCUACUUAAUAAAGCAAGUGAGUCUUGAAAGACA